Molecule: messenger RNA, 1376 nt
Organism: Brassica oleracea var. oleracea
Lineage: Eukaryota; Viridiplantae; Streptophyta; Magnoliopsida; Brassicales; Brassicaceae
Product: RNA pseudouridine synthase 5
Exons: 14
Coding region: 28-1158 (376 amino acids)
Biological process (GO): pseudouridine synthesis
Molecular function (GO): RNA binding; pseudouridine synthase activity
Source: RefSeq, a predicted model, not a curated record
CAGCAGAACACGGCGGUUCCGACCAAGAUGUCGCCGCAGCCACCGCAACAAAUUGGCUUGCCAUGGCCCGAGCUCAACGAUGGUUUAACAUACAAAGAUGUCGUCUCAUCUUCUGACUCAGAGUUAACGACGGUGUCAGAUUUCUACUACACCAAGUACAAGAGCUCAGCUCCAUUGCUUGGGUGGAUUCAACGAAUCCAAAACGGACAGAUACAAGUUGACGGUGAAGUUGUAAAAGAUCCCAACACACUCCUUAGGAGUGGUUCCAAGUUAGUUUACCGUAGGCUUCCUUGGAAGGAACCUGACACGCCUCACUUGCUAGAUAUUUUGUACCAAGACGAUGAUUUGAUCGCUUUAAACAAACCGUCUGGACUCCAAGUGUUGCCAGGAGGGCUUUUCCAGCAAAGGACUGUGUUGACACAACUGCAAUGGUGUUUUGGUGAAUCGCACCCUGUCCCUGUACAUCGACUAGGGAGAGGAACAUCAGGUAUACUUCUCUGUGCAAAGACCAAGCUUGCUAAAACUAAACUUUCAGCUUAUUUUGCUGAGGGGACGUCUCUUGUUGGGUCUGGCAACAUGGGUCAAGAGUGUGGAACCGUAAGAAAAAUAUCAAAGAUAUAUCGAGCACUAGCGAGUGGUAUAGUUGAAGAAGACAAGGUAGUUAUCAAACAGCCUAUUGGGGUGGUUCGAUAUCCUGGCGUAGCAAAAGGAUUAUACGUUGCUUCUUCUGAAGGCAAACCUUCUUUCAGCAAAGUAAUCGUUUUGGAAAGGGACAGGCAGAGAGAUUGCACGCUGGUUAAGGUAGAGAUACAAUCUGGAAGACCACAUCAAAUUCGGAUUCAUCUUGCAUUCAUUGGACAUCCCUUAGUAGGGGACCCACUUUAUGUUGCGGGAGGACAACCAAAGGGUGUUGAUCCAGAUCUUGUAGAUGCUGCUUCUACUCCUUCUUUUGCUGCAGAUGGGGGAUACCGAAGACCGAAUCAAGCUGUUCCUGGGGAUUGUGGAUAUCAUCUUCAUGCACAUGAAGUAGAGAUACCAAACCUGUUGAACACUCAUAAGUUGUCCAGCUAUCUAAAUCAGCUGAUAAAUCAUAUGUCUGCAGGUUUUAAAGGUAGUGGCGCCAUUACCACCAAUCCUCCAAACAAGUUACUUGGCUGAAGAAAAAGGCCUUUCCUCAUGCAAGUUAAAGUUGAGUUAGUCUUCCACCAGACAACAUUAGAUGUUAUUCUUCUUCAAGAGUUAUCUCUCUUUCCAUGUUAUUGUCAGCAACAAUACAAAUACAAACAUCAUCUAUGGAUUUUGUGGAGGCACCUAACUUAAGUUGAACCAAAAGAAGGAAAACAAAAUGCCUAUAUCGACUGACAUUUCUAAAUUAA